UUGGGCCCCUUAUUUAAAAUAAAUUAUGGAUUUAAAAGAAAGAGAUAUGGUAUCCUAAAUUGGAGGGGAUUUACAAGGGUUCCGAAAGUGAAAUUUAAUUUUUAUGUCGACAGGAUCCUGGUGUGUAUCUACAUAUUGGCAUGCUUGAAUUAGGGUUCGAUAUUACUAGACGGGGCUGGGCUUACGGGGAACGGAAGUUGCGGGGAAUUCGAGUUAAGAGAACGGGGAAUUCGAACCGCGCGGAUGUGGAACUGGGGUUCUGGGGGAGGACCUCUUCCGUCCCUAGGGAAUUCCCUUCCCCGGGGACGGGGAUGAGCCCUAGUUUGAAUGUCUUACAUUUUUGUCAUGAUUCUCCGUUGCUUUAUAGUCCGCUGCUUUAUUCUCAAAUGAGUGUUUAUCAUCCGAUGCUUUAUUCUCGAAUGCUUUGUUGUCCAUAUGUUUGUUCUCCAUUUCUUUAUAGUUCAUUGUUUUAUUGUCCUGUUUAUCCGAAUCUUUCAUUAUUAACUUGUUGGGAUUUUAAUUUAAAAAAUUUAAUCUAA
This is a messenger RNA of Meloidogyne enterolobii, 539 nucleotides long. Lineage: Eukaryota; Metazoa; Nematoda; Chromadorea; Rhabditida; Meloidogynidae. The record is from the annotation of a GenBank genome assembly.